This is a messenger RNA of Schistosoma rodhaini, 6856 nucleotides long. Lineage: Eukaryota; Metazoa; Platyhelminthes; Trematoda; Strigeidida; Schistosomatidae. The record is from the annotation of a GenBank genome assembly.
AUGAAUAAAACAUUUGCAAAAUUAGCAUUUAGCAAGCAUUCAAAUUUGUAUUCUUCUUCGGGUCAACUAAAGUAUUCAUCUUCAUUAACUAUGCCUAAACAACAACAAUUACAAAAUAAAGAUUCUAACGGAGUAUCAACUAAUUCAUGUCUUUAUUGUGUUACAAAAACUGUACAUCCAAGAUUAGGACGAGGUGAAACUUAUAUUUGCGGUUAUAAACCAUAUCGUUGUGAAAUAUGCAAUUAUUCGACUACAACAAAAGGAAAUUUAGCAAUACAUCAACAAUCGGAUAAACAUUUAAAUAAUCUUCAGGAACACGAACAAACAAUGUCACAGACAAUAUUCAAUACAGCUGAUACAAGAAGUAAUAAUAGUGAAAGUCCUGAUUGUACUCGCCAUCAACAAAAUAAUCUGCAUCAAAAUCUUACCCAUUUAAACUCAGCCAGUAAAAAAUCAAACUCAUCAUGCGAUUUGAACAUUUUAACUGCACAAACAUUAUCUGAAAGACGAACGAUAUCAUCAUCGCAACAAAAUAUGAAACUAGAUCAGAAAACUAUUGAAUUUCUUCAGAACAAAACUGAGAAUGAAAAAGUCAUAGAUAAUAUAAAUAUAAAUAAAGUCAUUACAAAUUUUCAUGAAAUAGGUUUACCCAAUGGUGAAGAUAGAAUGCAUCAACCUAGCUGUUCUUCAUAUUCAUCUUCUGUCACUGAUUCGACCUCUUUUUGCUAUGAUCAUCCAUUGAAAACAUUCAUACCUCUAACAUCAUCUUAUGACAAUCUACUAUGUAAUCUUACUGAAACAGCAAACCAUCCAUUAGCUUGCCAAGUAUGUUGUACAUUUACAACGGAUAAUUUAGAUGUCUUAAUUGAACAUGUCGAACGGAAUCGUGUACCGUUUGAUUUAGACUACGUUACAAAUUUAAUAACUUUACAUACAAAUGGUUUUUGGUUUUGUAAACUAUGUUCUUACAAAAGUCCUUUAAAGGCUAAUUUUCAAUUACAUUGUAAAACAGAAAAACAUGCACAAAGAUUAAGUUUUCUUGUACAUGUUUGCGAAGGUGGUUUAUGGAAUCAGUCACGUAUUCUAUCAACCCUAAAUAUUUGUGAAAAUAAAAUGUUAGAUAUCAGUAACAACAAUAAUAUACAAUGUUCAACUACAAAAGGACAGAAUUAUAUUACAUCAUCAAUGAAUAUAACGACUAAUCUUACUACUCAUAAUAAUAACAGCAGUAAUGUAGGUAACAACAGCAGUAAUUGCAAUAACGUCAAAAGUAAUUUCAAUUUAACAUCAUCAAUACAGUUGUACUGUAUAGCCUGUGAUCUAUUUACAACUUCAGUGCAUAAGUUUCGAUUACAUUGUCAGACACUCAGUCACAUUGGAGCUGUGAAGAUAUUUACACAUUUAGUCAAUCGACGCAAUUAUCUAUGGAAUACCUUGGCUUCUUUAAGUUUGUUCUAUGUCGAUUUAUUGAAGUCUCUUAUAGAUGAAAAUGAUAAAGAUGACGAGACCGAUAAUACACAUACAGAUUCUUCCCUGAACAGUGUGAAUAAGUUAAAACAUCAAACAAAGUUUAAUAAGAUUUUAUUACAAUUAUCAUCAAUUCUUACAAACUUACAAGUUGUUUAUGUAUGUCAUAAAAAUUAUUUACCAUUUAUAUCACCAUUGACAAAUUGUUCAUCCCCUUCAUCCAGUAGUCCUAAUAUUAAUUUAAUGUCAUCUGACAAAUCAUCUCAACAAUAUGUCACUCGUUUUAAGUCACUAACAAGUGCUUUAAAUCAUUGGCAUGUUAGUGAACAUCAAAGAUCAAUCGCCAAACAACAAUUCCUUACAGAUCAUGAAAAUUUAUCCCAAUAUAAUCAAUUUAAUGAUCCUAAUUAUUAUUCCAAUGAAAUAUUUGAUAUUCAUUGGCAAUUCAAUGAUAUUGAAGGGAAUAUUGAAGAAUUACCAACAAUGAUUAUUAAAAUAUUAAUACCAAUUAUAAAUGAUUCAAUAAAUAAACAAUUAAUUAAUUCCAAUGAAUAUAAUACAUUAAUAAAUAGUAAUAUAAUUAAUGAUAUUGAAUUAAUAAAUUCAAAACAAAAUUAUAAUUGUAAUUUAAAGAAUAUAAUGAGUAGUAUAAAAAAUGAUGAAGAAAAUAAUUACAAUAAUGAAUUAAUACAUGAUAAAAUGAAAAUGAUUGAUUUACCUUAUGAACAAGAUACAAUGAAUAAAACUGAUCAACAAUAUAGAAUAAUUGUUGAUAGUAAUGAACAAAUAAUUAAUAAGAAAUUUAAAUUAUUAUCUGAAUAUAUUGGUCAAUCGGAUAGAAAACUUAUUUCAUCAUUACAUAAAACUCCAACUACAAGUAACGCUGAAGACAACCAUCUACCUACAAUAUCUGCCACUGGUUCUAACAACAUUGGGGACGUCAUCAUUCCAUUCUCACCCACUAGACGAAACGGUGAGCAAGUAAAUGAGACUGAAGCUAUACGGUGUCAUAGUCAAAAUAAUAGCUCAGCAAUCGAUCAAAACUUUACAGAAGAUUUAACAAAUGCUACCAAGUAUAAAUUACAACCAUGUAAACAAUUGAAUAAAACAGUUAUUUCAAUCAAAUCUCAUGCUGAUGAUUGGCCGACUAGACCAAAUUCUGAACCAAUUUUAAAAUUAACCAAUCAUAAUUCUUCUGAAUUUGAAAUUGAUUCGAAUAAGAUAAAUAUUUACAAAGCGAAAACUUAUCAAAAUCUAUCUGAUUCAACAGUCAAUAAUCAAGAAUUUAAAAAUAUUAUGACAGCUAAUGCAUUUUUAUCAUCUAAUUGUACAGUUGACGAUAAUGUAUCAGCUAGCCGUUUAUUUUUACCCAAAGAAUUACAUAUAUCAGAUGAAUGGAGAAAAUCUGAACAACGUUUGACCGCUUCAAAUACAUCAAAUAUGUCAUCACCAAUACAUAAUUUUAAUAUAUGUGGUACAUCUGUAACACCUAUGGAAUUAUUUGCACAAAUGACAGCUCAUUAUAAACAAAUCUCUGAAAAUUAUAACUACGCACAAUCAAUGGAAUUAUUUUUGAAUAAUCCAUCAGUAAUAACACAACUCGCUUCAAUGAAUGUUAGUAAAAUUACUGAACCAGUAUCGAUAUCAACUUCAACAGCACAACAACCUCCCUCUUCUUCUUCUUCUGAUUUUACACUUACCUCCUUAACAACUAUUUCUAAACCAUCAGACUUAUCGUCAAAACAAAUCGAUAAAAUUGAUUCACCAACUAAUCACAAAAGAAUGUCAACCAAUGAUUUUUUCCAUGAGUUUAAUAUAUUGCCUAAUUUGCAUAGUUUAUUAAAACAAUCAUUUGAAUUAAUAAUUUGUGAGAAUUUUUCAAAUAUACAAAAUGAUAAAUAUUGUCCAGAGGAAUUAUUAGCGUUUACUUUAGAGGUAAUUGUAAAUGAUAAAGUAUAUUAUAGUAAUAUUUAUGAAAAAUUAAAUAAUCAUUGGUUUAAAUUAGAUUAUAUACGUGAAUUACAAAUGAAAGAAGACAAUUUAUGCAUCUACUGCUGUAGUGACAACUAUAAUGAUAAUGAUAAUGACGAAGACGAUAAUGUUGACAAUGAAAACAGUAAUGAUGAUAAUAAAAAGAGAAAACAUCAAAAUCAAUCCCAUCGUUUUCUACUAGAAUCCAGUUUAGAAUUACACAGAAAUCUACAACAUUCUAAACAGAUUUCUGACAGUAAUAAUAAUCCUUUAACUGUUAUUUUAACUAAUUCCACUGUCAAAGAAUUAGUUGAAAAAUUAAAUUUACUUAUUUCUAAUUCUACAUUCUCAGAUUUAUUUCAUUCAAGCUUAGAAAAUCAUUGUAAAUUACAACCGUAUAUAAAAUCAAGUUCACCAAAUCUAUUAUCAAUACAUUUAAAACAUAUACAAUCAGAUAGUUUUCAAUCUAUGCCAAAAUCUUUAUUACAAACCAAUGAAAAUGAAUUAAAUACUACUAAUUCUUCUACAUCAUUAAUAGUAGAACAAAAUUUUUCAGCAAAAAAUCUUGCUACUGAUAACAAUACUACUACUACUACUAAAAAUGAUAUAAAUAAUAUAUGUGAUUCAAAUAUUCCAUUACCUUUAUCAAUGAUUACUUCUGAUCAAGUAAGUUUGCUUCAUAAAGAUCCAAUAAUAAAUGUUCCACAUGUAACAUUGACAAACAAUGUUAAUUCAGAUCAUUUCAAUUUAUUAUUAAACUAUACUACAACUAAUAAAAAUGAUCCUAAUGAGAAUAAUAAUAAUAUAACUGGUAAAGAUAAUAAAAUUAAUUCAUCAUUGACUGAAGCUUAUUUCAAUUCUAUAAAAGAUUAUCAUUUAAAUAAUCACCAUGAAAAUAUAAAAUUCUAUGAACAAUAUAAACAACAAACAAAUACAUCUAUUUAUUCAUUACAAAAACGUAGUCGUACACGUUUAAAUGAAACACAAUUAAAUAUAUUACGUUCAUAUUUUGAUAUAAAUAAUUCACCAUCAGAUGAAAAAAUUAAUGAAAUAUGUAAUAAAACUGGUUUACAAGAGAAAGUUGUCAAGCAUUGGUUUCGUAAUACAUUAUUUAAAGAAAGACAAAAAAAUAAAGAUAAUCCAUAUAAUUUUUCAAUACCACCAAGUACUAGUUUAAAUAUAGAAGAAUAUGAAAAAACCGGUCGAAUUGAAUUAAAUAAUAAUAUUAAUUCAUUUAAACAAAAUUAUAAAUUAUUAUAUUUAAAUAAUAAUGAACAAAAUGAUAAAGAUAAAAUGAAUAAUUUAAAUUUAGAAACUAAUUCAAAUGAUUUAAUAAUAAUGAAGGAUAAAAUGAAUAAUGAUCUAUAUAGUAUAGAUCAAUCUAUUGAAAAUGAAAAUAUUAAUAAUGGAUUAUUGAAUUCAACAAUGAAAAGAUCUUGUGAAAUGGAAUCAUUAAAAAUUAUUGAUCAAAUGAAAUGGAUCAAUCAAAAUAAACGUCAACGAUUAGAGAAAGAUAUUCAAGAUGGUAGUUUAAAUGAUGAAAGACCUACAUCAAUUGUAUCGAUUGAAGAUUCAGAUGUUAUGUAUAAUUACAAAAGAAAUUUACAUUCAACAAUGACAACAACCACAACGACAACUCCAUCAACAGAAAAUACAGAUGGUGAUGUUCAUUCAUUUGUAUUAGCUGAUAAUUCAAAUAAUUCACAUGAAUCUCCACCAUCAAUUACAUCAGAAAGUUCUCCAUCUAUUUCUGAAACUCCAUUAUCACCAAGAUUACCCAUGAUACCAGAGUUAGAUAAUCCUCAAAGUGUUCUCGCUGCACUUAUUCAUCUUGGUCAUCGUAAUCACAUUCAGCAACAAUCAAAAUCUGAAAAUGAACAGAAAUUAACAAAUCUAUGGGAGUUCCCCUACCUCUCAUCAACAUCGUCAUCGUCUACUAUUCGUGGAUUUUUAAAUGGUACUGAAGUGUAUACAGAUCCAAAUAAACUACAUUGUCAACUAACAGCACUUAUGAAUGCAUCAUUAAGCAGAAAUAUGCCACAUAUUCAGACUUCAUCAGAUUCAAAUGAAGCUCCAUUAGAUUUAAGCGCUAAAACAGCGCAAUCAAUUAGUGUAAAUUCUACUGGUGAUAAUAAUUUUCAAAAUAGUUCUUCUUUUAUUCUUGAACAAAAUGCACAGAUAAUCGAUAAUGAAGAUAAUAAUGACUUUUCGGUCAAUAAUCAAGAUCAAUUUCUUUCUGUCCCAUCUCUAAUUCAAACAGAACAUGUUUCUAACGUUUAUCGUUCAACAAGUACAACUUCUAGUACAAAUGGUGGACGUAGGAAUAGAACCAGUAUUACAGCACUUCAAUCUAGAUGUAUGCAUUCAAUAUAUAAUUAUCAUAAAACCCCAUCAGUACAUGAAUGUGAUCGAUUAGGUGAAAUGAUUGGUUUGUCACGACGUGUUGUUCAAGUAUGGUUUCAAAAUCAGCGUGCAAAAGAAAAGAAAAUGGCGCGUGUUUCAUCAGGACAAUAUAAUCAUUCAGUAAAUUCAUCUUUAUUAACUGAAAAAUUAUCACCAAUAGACUCUUCUUCUUGUAUAGAUUCAAAUUAUUGUCAAAUUUGUUCAAUAUCUAUUCAGAAAUCAGAAAUAACAAAUAAUUCCAUGCUAACUAAUCAACAAGCAACAAAUGCUUGCAAUCAGUCAACAAAUUUUUCAUCACACGCAUCAUUUGUAGAUCAUCUUUUCUCAGCAGUUCAUUUGAAAAAGUUAUUACGUUGGUGUACAAUGGAUACUACUUAAUUAAAUUGUAUAGCCAUAUUUAUUGUACUGUAUAUUUCUCCUUACAUUACAUAGUCCUUCCAAACUCUGUCACACAAUGACUGGUAAUUCUCCUUUCUUCAUUUUACCUCCUCUUCCAUACUUUGAUGAUGCAUAGGAAAAUUAACAUAAAUGACCUUAUAUCCAUCGGCAAAAAUCGGUUGAGAUAUCCGUAAUUCCCAUUCUACCCUUUGUUUUUUUACUGAUUUGUAUUGUUCUGUCAAAUUUUACUUCACCCUGCUGUGUCUAUUAUUUCGAGAAAAAGAUCCGUUCUUUUUAAAACAAUGCCAAAUAGUUGGAUUUGCAGUAAACAUUUAUCAGGAAAGUUUCUUUUAGCACCAAAUAAAUACACUAAAGACAACAUUAACAACGAUACUAUUACAGAUUACCAAUUAAUAUUUGCAUAAUAUCUAUGAUUAUCCUUUUUGUUUCUUUUUUUUGAUCUGGUAAAACGUUUCCUUUUACUAGAAACGCUUUACAAAAAUACCUCAUGUCAAUUAUUUCAUUAGUUUAUCUCUGUAAUUACAUAUGAAUUAGUAUGUUUUUUUCGAUUGAUGACAACACCACAGAAAUGCGUUUAUAUUUAUAACUAUAUUGUAAAAAGUCAAAUUAUACAAAA